Chelonia mydas (Green sea turtle) is the source of this 3215-nucleotide messenger RNA. Its product is annotated as SLAM family member 9. The transcript has 4 exons. The record is from RefSeq and is a predicted model, not a curated record. NCBI's taxonomy places the organism in Eukaryota, Metazoa, Chordata, Testudines, Cheloniidae. Bases 513 to 1328 code for a protein of 271 amino acids. Gene Ontology annotation, biological process: T cell activation. Gene Ontology annotation, cellular component: external side of plasma membrane.
AACAGCCAGAAUGAUCUCCUGCCACCACCACACACCCGUCUUGACCAGCUACAGAAGCGAUCAGAAUUUUUAAAAAUGCCACAGAAAUGUUGAAUUGCAACAAGCCAGGGCAAAAAAUUCCAUAGAGAUCAGUCUGAUUUGUUUCCUGGUUUUUCAACCAGGCCUUAUGAAGGCCAUUAAAAAACAAGCUUUCAAAACUAUGAAUAUCCUGUUAUCUACACCACUUCCUCUGUUGAGCAACAAAACCUUCCCUCUCCGUAAACCCUGCUCGGUUUCAGUCACACACACGCAGAAUCUCACCUGCUCUGCAGAGUUCUUAGGAGCAGAAAAGAGCGAGGGGAAUUUGCACACCACCUGGGGGUUAUAUUAUUUACAGACCUUUCAGCAGGGGAGUCACAAGAUCCUCCUGUCCAACAACUCUGAGCUCUUUGCCUAGUUGGUCUGGGUAUCCGCUAUAUAGACUGAUUACUCCUGGCUCAGCAACCUGUCCUGUCCUGUCCUGCACUGCCACGAUGCUUGGACCUCUGCCACCUUCCCUUCUCUUCCUCCUGCUGGCUUUCCAAGCUGUAGGAGCCUCCGGAGAAGAGUUGGGGCCCGUGAGGCUGAACGGGAUUUGGGGAGAGUCGGUCACUUUCUCUCUGGUGGUUCCAAGAGGAAGCCGGGUUGACAGUAUAGUCUGGAUCGCAAAGUCAACUAUAGCAAUUGUGGAACCAGGAAAAGAAGCCCCACCCCUAGUGAUAGAUCAACGUUACAGAGAGCGACUGAGAGUCCCGGACGGGGGCUACUCAUUGCAAAUCAUGGACCUAAGCCAGGAGGACACGGGCACAUACACGGCACAAAUAACCACAGAAGGAACCACUGAGCCCAUCUUCCAGAGAUUCGCCCUGCACGUGUACAAACGACUGACAGAGUCCGACAUCAACAUCGUCCCCGGGCAGGACUCCGUGCGCACUGUGAAUGGGACGUGUAACGUCACCCUGAACUGCUCCCUCCUGGGGGGAGGAGAGGAAGUGACCUACACCUGGACCCAGACAGCAGAGAGCUCUGUUGUCUCCAGUGGGGCAUCCAUUCUCAUCUCGCACAGACUCAGAAGUGGGGUCUCACCUGUUACCUGCAUGGCCAGGAACCCUGUCAGUAGCAGCUCAAAAUCAAUCUCCCCACAGGAGGUUUGUGAAGGUUUCUCCAGCACUGGCUUCCCAGCAGGGUCAAGCAGCCCAGUGACCUAUUGCCAGGUGAAGGGGAUUCUCCUGCUGGUGGUGCUAGGAGCCCUGCUCACAGCCAUCGGCAUGGUGCACGUCCUCACCCGGGACAAAGAGAGGCUGGAUUGAGCGAGCCGAAGGGCCAGUGCAAGGAGCUUUCCUUGCGGCUUGUGGCGACGUCUGCGUCUGCAACGGGGUCUUUUCACUCUCCUGCUGCAAACCGGAGCCGCAGCAGCCCAGCUGUCGAUGGGCCUGGGUUUGGACCCAUCCCUGGUCCUUUGCCCUGCCGUGCUGGGGCUCAGAUGGGGAGGUCGGGACUAGAGAAACUCAGCCUCCAGAGCCCCCCUAAACCUGACUGAGAAUGGGUUGCCACCACCUCCUGGCUGGUGCGCAUGGUGCUGCAGGUGCUCUGCCUCAGUUUCUCCAUUCUAGCUUUCCCCACCUGCUGUGACGGUUCGCCUGGCUCACCAGUCUGGCUGGGUCAGUGCAGAAGCUCAGUCCCCUUCCAGGGUAUCGGAGUCCAACCAGACACAAGAUAUAGGAGCCUUUGUCCCAGCUCGGCUUAGUUCUCUGCCCCUUUCCCGUUACCCAUCUGCCCACCCCCUGGACUCAGCUCGCAGUCACUCUCCUGCCCCUGCAGGGCCUUACGUUAGGAAUCAUCCCAGGUACUUCCAAGCAGUCUCCUGUCAGGGCCUUCCCUCCCCCCAGGGAGGCCCAGUCAGGUCUCCCAGUUUCAAUCCCUAGCCCAGCUCCCCUCUCCCCGUGAGGGCUGUUGGGUCCCUGCUCCUUCCCAGCCAGCCCCCUGCAGGGCAGGGUCUCCCCUUUCUUAGCGUCUCCCUUCCAGCCUGGCCCUGCUACAGGUGCGGUGGGCAGAGCUGGCUGGGCUCACAGCAGCCAAGUGACCCCUCGAGCUUCCUGCGGUGUUUGGAUUAUGGGUUUUAAGCAUUUUUCAGUGUUUAUCAAUUUAUAUAUUCACAGUUGCAGGACAUCGGGGGGGAGGAGGAUCAGAAAGUGAUUCUUUAAUGGCAGACCUUGAGAUGCAAAACGUUAAAGCUUUAUCGUGAGAGAGAAGGAGGGGGCGUUGUUAUUGGGCCGGAGGCAAGCUUUCGAAAAGCUCUGGGGUAGCUCCAGGGCUGGUCUCUCUGCUCCAAUAAAAGAUGUGCCCUCACCCACCUUGUCUCUCUAAUGUCCCAGGACCGACGGGGCUACAAGACGACUGCACACCCAGCUUUGUCAUUGUCCAUUUUGACAUGCAAUGUUGACAGCGUAAAUAGCCGUCAAUCAACUUCUAAUAUGCUCUGAAGCAGCAGGUUUCUUACCCAGCCUAGCUGUACAUUUCAAUCGUUAUUUUUGUGAUGGUUGGCAGCAUGACCCCCAUUCCCCAGGACCCGGAGAAAGAGAUGGGUGUGUGUGGACAUCUGAUAGACAGCAUCAGCCAUUCAAUGGGCUGUAAUGAGAUCAACAGCCUCCCGUGAGGCUCUGCAGAAAACCCCUGUAACAGCUGUAACCUACUCCAGACAGGGAGGGCCUUUGUCCCCAUCUAGCCUCUGCUCCACAUCAAAGGGUCAGAGCCUCCUGCUGCUGCCAGAUCUCUAUCCCCCAAUAGCUGAUGCAUUCAAAAGCCAGACCCGGAUCCAAAUCUGACAAGUGGCCCCUCCCUCGGCAAUAGCCCAAGCACAGCCCCAGGGCUGAAGGCCCGGCCACGAGGCGCUGGACACCAUGAUGUGGGAGGAUUUGGGCCCAGCUCCAUAGGAAAAGGAACGGUCCCCUCCCCCAGCCCGGGAACAGCAGCGCCCCCUGGUGUUUGAGAGAACAUGUCACAAGAGCUGGGGAGGGGACCUGGCCUGGUGUCCCCGUGAUGGGGCGUGCGGUCGAUCUGGUCCUAAAGGCUCCUGUUCUUCUCUCUCGUGGGGCAGGGUACGGCAGAGCAGAGGCAGGUGCGAUGGAGCUGAGCGGGAUUCUGGGAGGGUGGGUCACUUUCCCUCUGGGGAUCCCAGCGGCAGAGCACUUCGAGAA